Messenger RNA from Candidozyma auris, 861 nucleotides. RefSeq names its product sterol-binding protein (gene RBE1). NCBI's taxonomy places the organism in Eukaryota, Fungi, Ascomycota, Pichiomycetes, Serinales, Metschnikowiaceae. The coding region runs from base 1 to 861 and encodes 286 amino acids. Gene Ontology annotation, cellular component: extracellular region. The record is from RefSeq and is a predicted model, not a curated record. The transcript has a single exon.
AUGAAAUACACUCUCCUUCUAGCAGCCGCUGCGCACGCUGCCACCAUCACAAGAUGGCACACCACCACCAACGUCCUCACCUCCUCCUACGACACCACCACCAUCAGCACGUUGCCCCCAACCACCGUUGUUGUUGACGGCAAUGGCAACACCGUCAAUGCACCAGCCACUUCUUCUGCGGUUCCUGACACUUCUUCCACUCCUUUGCCAGAGACCCCAACCACGCCCACAACAGAGGCCACUGAGCCGGCCACCACAGCGUCGUCUUCAUCGUCGUCGUCAUCCUCAUCUUCGUCCUUCUCGCCUACGUGGGUGCCUACAACUUUGUCCACCGCGACUUCCUCAGGUACUACUUCCUCAGGCACGACUUCCUCAGGCACCACCUCCUCGAGCUCCAGCGCCGCGCCUUCGCUCGACUCGUUCCAGCAGGAAAUCUUGGACGAAACCAACGCUAAGAGAGCGCUCCACUCGGCCCCCGCGCUCACCUGGAACUGGACUUUGACUGAGUACGCAGCCAACUACGCUAAAAAAUUUGACUGCAACAACGUCAAAUUGGUCCACUCCGGUGGGCCAUACGGAGAAAAUUUGGCUGCCGGGUACGACGGCGGCAAAGCUCCCGUGGAUGCUUGGUACGAUGAGAUUUCCAUGUACAACUGGAACAGCCCUGGCUACACCGAAGCCACCGGCCACUUCACCCAGCUUAUCUGGAAGGACUCCACCCAGAUGGGCUGCGCGAAGGUUACCUGCGAUAACGCAUGGCGCCAGUACACGAUUUGCGAGUACUCGCCUAGAGGCAACGUGGUGGGCACCGACAGUGGGACCACCGCCAAGUUCUUCGGUGCCAACGUGUUGAAAUCGUAG